UGAGAAUUAGUGAGCGCAGGACAUAGAAAUAAUAUAGGAUAUAUCAACAGGAUUGCGUUAUAAGGCGAUUGGAAGAUGAUAUAAUACUGUCUUAUUAGACAAUAGUUAUUUUACAGCUAUGUCAGGAAUACAUCAAGUUUAUAAUUUUCUGAUCUAGGUGUACUUUUCAAUACUAUACUUCAAAAAUGGUUAUUUGGAGCAGAGGAUACAAGGAUCAAUGAGACCAAUACUUCGGGCAUUUAUUCACCAGAUGAUAAGCUAUUAAUGAUACACAUGUAUACUGGUUGACAAGUGAAUUCGAUGCGGCAAGAGUGUCUCGAAAAUCAUGCACUAGGGAGGAAUUUCCAGUUUGUAAUCAUGGAUCUAAAAAACGCUGAUUUGACGUCACCUGGUCUAUAGAGUCAUCGAGUUGUUGUCUCCAACAAACAUUAAAUGUCAGAUAAAAUGGGUAGUCAAACUUGGACUCGUUGGGACUUGUUACGGUUUGGCGUGGAUGAGCCAGAUUGUACAAAAGGAAAGGGAAUGAACACGCAGCGGUAUAUACAAAUUAAUAGGUCAGUUCGAAAACGUUCAUAUGUGCCCCGGAUAAUGAUUCUCAUUGGAGUUAUCGUAAUGUGUUUUCUAUGCAUAUUUUACCAAACUAAUACCCAAGAUGCAGAUAUACCUAACCAUAAUGGAGGCGGAACAUUUCGUAUUGAAAAUGGAGUAAAUCUUCGUAAACUUUUGAACACGACAGAAUCUAAUUCUGGAGGGGGCCUAUAUCCCCCAAGAGCAUUUACAAUGGAGCAACUUAGAUCAGGUGCAGUUGUGCUACACGCCAUAGGAAUGCUUUACAUGUUUGUCGCCUUAGCCAUUGUUUGUGAUGAAUUCUUUGUACCUGCCUUGGGAGUCAUAACCCAGAGGCUUGACAUAUCAGAGGAUGUCGCUGGCGCCACCUUUAUGGCUGCUGGUGGAAGUGCUCCGGAAUUAUUCACUUCUUUAAUAGGGGUUUUUCUCGCCGAAAGCAUGGUAGGAAUCGGGACAAUCGUAGGUUCUGCAGUAUUCAAUAUUCUUUUUGUCAUAGGCAUGUGUGCAAUCUUCAGUAAGGAGGCUUUAAAAUUAACUUGGUGGCCGUUGUUCCGUGACGUCACCUUCUAUAGUAUCAGUCUUGCAAUGUUGAUUGGAUUCUUCACAGACAGUAUGGUAUAUUGGUACGAAGCCUUAUGUCUCUUCAUAUGGUAUUUCGUCUAUGUCAUUUUCAUGAAGUACAACGAAAAAAUUGAAGCCAAAGUUAAAUCGUUGCUCAGAAGGAAAAAAGUUCACGAGGUUCACGUUAGUACAGAUGACCUGCUAAAGAAUGAAGAACAACCAAUUCCAUCUGGGCGCCCUCAGCGUAGUUGCAGUGUGCCCAUACUGCGUGUGGGGAGCAGUAAGUACAGACAGGGUGUAUUACAGCUGAUGAUCCAUACCAUAGACCCUCUUCAUGAUGGACGCAACAUGGAAGAAAAAGCCCUACAGCUCCAUGCACUUGCGACAGUGAAGGUCGUUAUGAACACUCGGCCAAGUCCACAAACAAACAACAAUCAGUCAGACUCUGGUAAAACUAGUGAAAUCCCAACAAUUACUAAUGGCCAAAUAAGUGGUCAUGUGACAGUGAAUGGUGUCAAUGGAACCAUAACUGGCGACAUCAUGCCUGCCUCUAAUGGCUAUAAUGCCAACAAUCCUAUGUAUAUAGAUACUGCUGAAACUGAGGAAGAAAGCCGUGGUCCAGACAAGAUUAGUCGAUCAACUGUAAAUAGCCUGGAAAGUGACACUAGUAGAUCAACUAUGAUCACAACUAUAUCUAAUACUACUGAUAGACAAGUGAUCAUGCAUAAUACAUCAAUUGAUACCAAGGAUGAAAGUGAUUCCGAUGCUGUAAGUGUUUCCAAGGAAAUUGCAGAGCUUGAGGAAGAAAAUGAACCAUUAGAUAUGAGUUGGCCUGAAGGAUGGCGGAAACGUGUCACUUACGUACUUGUUGCUCCACUUACCUUUCCAAUGUGGCUCACUCUACCUGAUGUACGGAGACCUGAAAAGGAGAGGUGGUUCCCAAUAACAUUCCUUGGCAGUAUAAUCUGGAUCAUGGGCUUCUCCUAUUUGAUGGUCUGGUGGGCCACUGUUAUAGGAGAUACCAUUGGCAUUAAUCCAGAGGUGAUGGGUAUAACAUUCCUAGCUGCAGGAACAUCUAUCCCAGAUUUGAUCACUAGUGUCAUAGUGGCCAAGAAGGGCUUUGGUGAUAUGGCCGUCUCCAGUUCAGUUGGUAGCAAUAUAUUUGACGUCACCGUUGGGUUGCCGUUCCCAUGGCUGCUAUGGUACGCCAUCUAUCAGAGGCCAUCAAUCAAUGUGGACAGCGAUGGUCUCUUCUGCUCCAUCGUUCUUCUCUUCCUGAUGCUUAUACUCGUCAUUACUGCCAUCGCCAUCUUCAAAUGGCAGAUGUCCAAGGCUCUUGGGGCAUCCAUGUUCGUUCUCUAUGUAGUUUUCCUAACUAUAAGCUUGUUACUGCUGGCCAACAUCAUUCCCUGUCUAUUAUCACCCUAGAUAUUUACGGAGACCAGACAGGUGAGACAAAAACUGUUAAUAGCCCCAGGUACAUGGGACUCAAGUACUUGGGACUCAACAGUCAAAUGCCUGAUUGAUCUAAACAUCAGGAUUUCAUAAAUAUGCAGUAAUGAACCCAAGAAUGACUACUAGAGAGGUGCAGAAUCCUAGAAUGACCUGGAUUAAGCCUGGACUCCCGAGGAUAUGCUUAGACAUCCUAGAAUAGGUCUGCCCAUCCUAGAAUAGGCGAAGGCUUUCAAGAUUAAGUCUGAAUGCUCUAGAAUAUGCCUAGACAUCCUGAAAUAGGCCUGCAUGUCAUACAAUAGGCCUUGAUAUCACAGAUGCGACCCAUGACCCCCUAGAUGAGGCUAUAUUUCCAGAGAUUGGGUAUAUAUGCGAUAAAAUUGUCAGUUGCCAUAAUUACUGGAUUCCUAAAUGUGAGACCACAUAUCAAUUUGGUGCGGUGAAACAAUGUUAGUAAAGUGAAAGUUGGAACAGUAAUACAAAUACCAUGCACACAAAACCGGUGAUGAAGUUGCUACGACAACUACUAUGAGUAGCGAUGACAACAUUAACACAGUAAAGGCAUCAUUUGAAAACCGAAUGUUCACAACUUUGACCAGAGAAGAGUAAGAUUUUGUGACUAUUGAAAUGGAGAAAUCCAUGAGCAAGAAGACGUGAAACAUAUGAGCCUACAGAAACAAGACAUAUUAGCUCAUUCACCAACUCAAUCUGGGGUUCAUUUUGGGUAUGAUCGUAACUUACGAUUCCAAGAAAACCAUUGUCUACUUUUUGACAAACACGUAAUUUACGACAAUUCCAAAAACAGACCCUGCAUGGA
Owenia fusiformis is the source of this 3397-nucleotide messenger RNA. Lineage: Eukaryota; Metazoa; Annelida; Polychaeta; Sabellida; Oweniidae. The record is from the annotation of a GenBank genome assembly.